Molecule: messenger RNA, 2723 nt
Organism: Cucumis sativus (cucumber)
Lineage: Eukaryota; Viridiplantae; Streptophyta; Magnoliopsida; Cucurbitales; Cucurbitaceae
Product: probable E3 ubiquitin-protein ligase RHC1A
Exons: 2
Coding region: 525-1274 (249 amino acids)
Biological process (GO): protein ubiquitination
Cellular component (GO): cytoplasm
Molecular function (GO): ubiquitin protein ligase activity
Source: RefSeq, a predicted model, not a curated record
CCUUGUGUCUUCAUCUUCCUCCUGGCUGAGUUCUUCUCUCAACAAUAGCGAUUGUGGAAGAGUAAGAUUGUGAAAGAAAGAGGGAGAGAGGGGAGAGAGGGGAGAGAAGAGCGAAAGGGUCACCCACGCUCGCGGGAGUUUCAUUUCGCAACUUCACCUAAAUUUGAUUUUUUACCAUCCCUCAAAAGCUAACCUUCAUCUUCUCCAUCCUCUUCAUCUCUUCGAAUUCCAUCAAAAUCUCACAUCCACAACCUAAUAAGUUGUCAAUGCAAACCUUUCAUUUCUUCAGUUCAAAGUGCAAAAAAGUAUCAACAAACCACAAAAGCAGAGCUUCAACAACAACAAGAAACUCCAAUUCAAUUUCCCUUUCCUCCACGACAACUUGUUUUGUAAUCUUAUGUUCAAACAAAAUCCAAGUUACGACAAGGAAUAACUUUCCCAUCACUUCUCUUCCUCCCUUUCCCUAUAAAAUCCUCUCUUUCUUCCUUUCUCAAUGUCUCCAUCAUACCUUCAGUUCUUAGACUAUGUCCAUCCCUCAGCCUCAAAACCCCCGAUCUCGAGUCGUCGUCAAUGGCGGCUUCACCAGGACCACCAAUAUGCAUUACUACUGGUGCCGAAUUUGUCGAAGAAUCAUCAGAAUUAGCUUAGGAAACCCUUUAGAAAUUUCCAUUACUUGCCCCUUUUGCUCCAGAAACCUCCGCCAUGAAUUGGACGUAGCCAGGGCUCGAAAUUUCCCUCGUCUCCCCGCCAUUUCCCCUCCGAUUGUCCAACGGUGGGGAUUCGAAGAAACCGAUGCGUCAUGGAUCACGCUCCAAUUCCCGAGACCAGCGGUAAAUUCCGGGAUUGAGGAGAUUCCAAGGGUGAGAAUUACGGGGAAGCAUUUGGAGAAGGAUUCGAAUUGUGCGAUUUGUAAAGAGGAAUUUGAAAUGGGAGAGGAAGUUAGAGAGUUGCCUUGCAAGCAUUUUUACCAUUCGGAUUGUGUUAUUCCUUGGUUGAGAAUGCAUAACACUUGCCCUGUUUGCCGGUAUACGUUGGAGAAUAUCGGCGACGAGGGGAGUGGGAGCGGUUUUAAUGGCGGAAGGGGUGAGGAAUUCCGGGAAGAAGAAGAAGAAGAAGGUGAAAGAAGAGGGAAUGGAUGGUGGAACUUGGUGUGUUGCUGGUGGCCGUUCCGUUUAGUCGGCGAUUGGGCUCGCCGUCUCCGGUUUGCUGAUUCGGGUGAUAGUUUCUUCGCCGUUGAACCAGGUUCGUGGAUGUACUCUUGGCUAGCCAAUUAACCCACCCCCGGUAAUAUCUACUACAUUCCUUACUCUUCAUUUCCUUUCAUUUCUUAACCAAUUGAUUAGGUACAUGAAAUUGUGUUGGAUUUAGUAAUGUAAUUAACAAGCAUUUUGCUUUCUUAUUCCAUUUCUUUCUUGUAAGUAACUACCAAAAUUGCAGACAGUCAAAAGGAACCUUUGUUUAAGAACUGUACAUCUUUUACUAAAGAAAAUAAGACUAUAUAAUAAUAGUUCCUUUUGAGGUCUGCAACUUCAAAUCUCUCCUUUCAUAAAUUAAUUAUAUUUUUUUCUAAAACAUAUAUAAUUUAAACCCAACCAAGGAGGAGAGUUGGUUCCCUUUGGAAAACAACAUCCCUAUUUCCCUGCGUAGGGUUAAUAUAAAGGGAAAUAUCACCUUUUGUCUUCUUCUUAUUCUUCUUCUUAUUCUUCUUCGGACUCUCUAUACUGACUUUCUUUGUUCUUGAGGAGUGAACCAAAAAUGAGUUUCCCAUCUGAUUGUAUUCUUCAGACUAUUGUAUGUUGAUUAUGUAGGUGAUAGAUGUAAAUGAGUUGUAGGAGAGAGCGGUCAAGACCCGUUAUUCUUAAUCCUACAAAGAUGAGAAGGGAAUGAGUUGUGCUUUUGUAGAUAUAAAUGAAUUGAUUUUGUACUAAGAAAUACUACUACUACGUGCUUUCAACCUAUAAUCAAGUAAAAAAUAUGUCAAACCUUACAUGAACUGGAUGUGACGGAUCUUCAUUUGUCUGCCCUGAUUUGGAGCGAAAAGAAGGCUUGGGUUUAGGUAACAGAUCGGGGGGCAACAGUGGUGGAGACUCUACUGGAGAUGCACGUGGAGAAUAAACACGAGGUUGAUUAGCUGGAGGAACGAUCAGUCUGGUAGACUUAGGAUACGAGAUUGGUGGUAUUGAAUGUUCAUGAGGGGAAUUUGCAGGAACCAUAGAAGGGUUCGGAGACGAGCUUUUGCAAUUUGCAUGAGGUGGGGAAUGGUUUGCUGGUGGUCGCAUGGAUCUCAACGGAUGUGGGCCACUCGGUACUUCUACAUGAUUGCCAGGCGCUGGGGCAGGGGCUGGAGAAAAACUUGGUGGCAUUGCCUUGGAGGUUCUCUUCGGAUAAGAAGACAAACUGACACUCUUGACUUCUCCAAAAACAGAAUAAUCAAGGCCAAGAUUUCUUUCAGGAGAGGUGUUGAUGAUUGCAGCCAACUGCUGUAAUCUCUGUGACGUAAUGCGUCCCAAUUCCGACGUAAUAGAAGCCUGAACAAUUACGAGUGGUUGCACUGUCGAGCCAAUCUUGUUUGUUAUUUGCAAAUACACAUUCUGUAUAACAAGAAAAGAAAGAGUAGAAUCCAACAUCCAUUAAUCAACUCCAGUCCCAGAUACAUAAAACUAACAACAAUAAUAUAAAACUCAUCUCAAGUCUAAACUUAUGAUCUCAAGUUCUAGAGAUAA